This is a messenger RNA of Eutrema salsugineum, 1636 nucleotides long. RefSeq names its product probable mitochondrial adenine nucleotide transporter BTL3. The transcript is spliced from 4 exons. NCBI's taxonomy places the organism in Eukaryota, Viridiplantae, Streptophyta, Magnoliopsida, Brassicales, Brassicaceae. Gene Ontology annotation, biological process: transmembrane transport. The record is from RefSeq and is a predicted model, not a curated record. The coding region runs from base 617 to 1516 and encodes 299 amino acids.
AUAUUCUCUCCGGCGAGAACGAUGUUAGUGAGUACUCAAAAGCCUGAGAAAGAGCAGCAAGUACUUUUAUAAACAAGUAUCAUCAUUAUUCCUCGAACCUUAUUACCAUCUCUCUUCGUCCUUUAGAUCCACCAACUAUUGAUUCAAUCUGAUUUUUGUUCUUGGGUCUUCUGAAAGUUUCCGGUUUUCUUAAUUUGUCGACUUCUCCAAUCGAAAUGCGUGGUCUUGAUCGAUGGAUUGCUGACGCAGUCAGAUCAGAACCAUUGGAUCAGAAUGGUCAAACCCUCGGUCGAUUGUCUCUCGACGAAUCUCUCCCUUCCUCGUCUGUCUCUUUUGUUCCCUCUAAGAAUUGUUCAAUCAAUUCGUGUCGCUUUCUCCAAAAGUCGAGUAUUUUGAAGUUUAGGAGACGAAAUGGGACCAAGGGACCUCUGUUUUUGUCAGUCAGUUUAUCCAUCAAGGAGAGUAAUGGUGAGGAAGAAGAAGGGUUUAAUGGUCGAAACAGCUAUGGAUCUAUACGGGUGAAAGAUUCGGUGUUGAUCGGUGGUGAUCAAGUAGCGGCAGAAGAGAUCAGGGUCAAGGAAAAUGGAUCAGGAGCUCUCAACACCACUAAGCAUUUAUGGGCUGGAGCUUUUGCAGCCAUGGUUUCAAGGAUUUUGGUUUGAGCAGAACUUGCAUUGCACCUCUUGAGCGGAUGAAGCUAGAAUACAUAGUCCGUGGAGAGCAACGGAAUCUUCUUGGACUCAUUCAGAGGAUUGCAACAACUGAAGGGAUUAGAGGAUUUUGGAAAGGGAAUUUGGUUAAUAUCCUUCGAACAGCUCCUUUUAAGUCCAUCAACUUCUAUGCAUAUGAUACAUAUAGAGGCCAGCUUCUGAAGUUGUCCGGAAACGAAGAAACAACUAAUUUUGAGAGGUUUCUCGCUGGUGCAGCUGCCGGAGUAACAGCUAGCUUGCUUUGUCUACCGCUUGACACUGUAAGAACGGUUAUGGUGGCACCUGGUGGAGAGGCAUUAGGUGGUGUAGUUGGUGCAUUCCGUCACAUGAUUCAAACCGAAGGUUUCUUUUCGUUAUACAAAGGUCUUGUACCUUCACUUGUUAGUAUGGCUCCAGCGGGAGCUGUGUUCUACGGUGUCUAUGACAUUUUAAAAUCAACUUACCUUCAUACACCGGAAGGUAAGGAACGGCUUCAACACAUGAAACAAGAAGGUGAAGAGCUAAAUGCUUUUGAUAAACUCGAGCUUGGCCCCAUGAGGACUUUGUUAUAUGGAGCAAUCGCAGGGGCUUGCUCAGAAGCAGCAACUUAUCCGUUUGAAGUUGUGAGAAGGCAUUUACAGAUGCAGUCACAUGCGAAAAAGUUAAGCACAGUGGCUACUUGUGUCAAGAUAAUUGAACACGGAGGUGUUCCUGCUCUAUAUGCUGGCUUGAUUCCCAGCUUAUUGCAGGUUUUGCCUUCGGCUGCUAUUAGUUACUUUGUGUACGAGUUCAUGAAAGUUGUCAUGAAGGUAGAAUCAGCGCAAUAGUCUUCUGAGGAGAGAAUUUUUUUUUCCUUUUUUGGGGGGUUUUUACUCUCAAGCUUUUCUCCGCCUUUGACAAAACGAUAUAGUUUGUGAAACAGCUGAGUGCAAGAAUAAUAAUAAGAU